Molecule: messenger RNA, 2084 nt
Organism: Lingula anatina
Lineage: Eukaryota; Metazoa; Brachiopoda; Lingulata; Lingulida; Lingulidae
Molecular function (GO): GTPase activity; GTP binding
Source: RefSeq, a predicted model, not a curated record
AGCAGUGCACAAUACCUGACAACUGUGUCAACAUCCUACAUUUCUCUAGUCUUUUAUUUAGGCUACGAACAUCGACUGACAAGGAAUGUUCUAUAAGUGAGCAUUAUGUAGUACAAGACCAACUGGUAAUUAACCAAAGCACAAUGGGAGCUUCCUGUAGUAGCGACAAGUCUACAGAAAUAUCUACGCUUGAAAAGGUCCCGAAAUUUAAGAUAGCUUUAGUGGGUGACACUGAAGUAGGGAAGAGCAGCAUAUUCCUCAGAUACUACAAAAACCAGUUUGACUACAGCUACAGACCUACAGAAAAAGUAGACAUAGAUAAUGUAGUAAGGAAGAUCAACAUCCCAGAAAAUGCAGUCAUGUCACUCACCCUGUGGGACCUGCCUGGUAGAGAGGAUAUGGACAUGAGGAAAACUUACUACAAAGAUCUUGAUGCUGCUAUUGUUGUGGUAGACCUCACAGACCCAGAACAAGUAGAGCUGGCACCAUCAUGGCGCCAGGAGAUCAUCAGCAAUGCCACAUUCACCAGAGAAAAAAAGACCAAGCUUCCUGGUGGUGAAGAGGAGAUAAGUGUGGAGCUUGUCCCAGCUUUGCCUGAUGACAUUCCAGUCUUGCUUUUAGGGAACAAAUAUGAUUUGAUCGAAGAACAGAUGUCACUUGAAAAAGGAAGAAAAUCUGCUGCCCAGUCUGAAAUGAAACUUGCUGAUCCCAGGGACAAAAAUGAAGGAGAGUCCAGUGCAGAUGCUACAAAUGGCAAUGAUAAUGGUGAAGGUCAAAAUGAAGGUGAAGGUCAACUUGUAGAUGACCAAGAAAGUGAAGCUCGAACAGAAAGGCAGUCAAAAAGUGAAGAUGACAAACCAGAGACAAGUACAGUCAAUGAAGAUACACUCAACAGCAAGAACAACAAAGAAGAUGAAGAAAAUGAUGAGGAAAAGAUAGGAAAAGAUGAGCAGCCUUUGGAAGAUGAAAAAGGUGACAAAGAAGAAAAUAUUGACCAAAAAAUGGAAAAGUGGGAAAAAGAGAGGAAGUCUGUUCCACACAUAACACUUGAGGAGCUGGAGGAGAUGGAGAAGCCAGAAUGUGUUAAACUACUGGAGAAAGUGGCAAGUGAGCAUGGAUUUGUUGGAAGUGUGGUGGUAUCAGCCAAGGAUUCUGAUGGCUCAGUUCAUGCAGCAGUGCAGUCAUUUGUUAGAUACCUGUUAGUCAAGAGACUGAGAGACAAACCAAAGACAGAAGAGAAGGACAACAAAAAGAAAAACAAGAAGAAAAAAAAGAAAGGGGAUAAUGACUUUGAACCCCUAGCAGAGGUUGGAAUCAAGGAGUUUGAUGAUCUGUUCAACAAGUGCAACAUGCCCAUCAAGAGGUCAGAGGACUUCAGUAUCUACUAUGAAGUACUUUUACAUAAGUUUAAAGUGGCCUGUCUUGAUGCACAGGUAAUACAGGCUCUCAAUGCAGACAAGCGUAGCCUGGAAGACUGUAUUACUGGCCUGAAAGAAGCCAUUGGAACAGGCAAAGAAUUACAGAUGGAGGAGGAUGAUGGUUUUGUCAAACUAGUCCUGACCAACCCUAGAAUGAAACUCAAAGCACAGAUCAGAGACAUUCUGGAUGUCUUCCAUAAAGAUUUUUCCGUCCUAUGUAAAACUGUCCUCAAGGAGUGUCCUCGUCUAAGUGUAGCCUUGAAACAUCUGGACGACAAAAUAGCCACCCAGAGCGAGCAGGCCUGGGACAUCAUGACUGAGGCCGGCAAGUCCAAGAAAGAUGUCCGAGACAUUAUGAACACUAUUGAUAAGAAUAGAGCAAGGAUUGCCAGAACUCAGAUGCUACUUACAGAGUGUCUGGAUGCUGUCAGCAAUUCUAGCAAAAAGAUUGAGGCAGCUUUGAUAUGGUGAAAGAUAUGGCAAAUUUCAUUAAGUGCAUGUACUUGUAACAAACUUGAAAUUUUUUGGAACUGGACUUUUGAAUUUUGAUUUUUUAAUCACCUGGAUUAUCUUUCAGGAAAGAUAAAACUAUUUAUCUAUUUUGUUGAAAUGUUUUGAUAUAAAAGGUCCUCUUAGAGAACAUUAUUAUAUUUUAUUAAUACAGAU